AUGAAUCACUUCCGUCUACCUUCGGGAAGCUCAAUACCAAACAUCUUCAACUUCAAUCAGCCUUCUCCGGCUUCGAGCCCACUAAGCCCUCAGCAGCAGCAGCAGAAGCAAGCCGCCCAGCCCCGCCAAAUCCACAGAAAUAGAAUAUCUUACUCCUGCCAUGCUUGCCGACGUCGGAAAGUCAAAUGCGAUCGCUUGCAUCCCAUCUGUAGUAACUGUACAAAGACAGCAGAAUCUUGUGUCUACGAUGACCACGCAAUCAAUGGAAACAAAGGUGGCAAGGAUGAAAAGAGUCAAAAGGCUGGAGGCGGGACGAAACGGCGAAGGACAAACGAGGGCACUCUAACGGUGAGUGAAGAUGGUGAGGAAGGCUACCCAGGGGGAAACGGCAUGAAUCCGAAAGAUUCAGCUACUACAACCACUACUUCUUCAGCUUCACCCCCGAAAUCGGCCUUGGGAGUAAGCAAGGAAGCAGACCUAGAGACAAGAAUGAAUAGGCUUGUAGAAAUUGUGGAUAGAUGGUAUAAAGAUGCAUCUGCUCAUGGCGCUCUUUCAGAUGGCCUUGCUGCUCGGCCCGGACUCCAGACAACUGGCCAUGAUAAUGCUACAACAACGAAUACCUUGGCUGAAAACGGGUUCACACAAAGUCAAGCCUAUCUAUAUCUACUGCAACAAGCCACAGGACCGAUUCGACAUAAUUCUACUGACCUGAACCAUUCUGCGUCGUCGGCAUCUCCUUCUCCGACACAUACAUUAUCUCCAAAUAUUUCUGUAACGCCAGGGAGCAGCAUCGGAGGCCGAAGUCAAGAACCAGAGAAUAAUAGGCCGGGAUGGGCUGCUUCAAAUACCCCUAUGACCAUUAAAAUAUUCAACGAAAAGAUUGAAGCAGCGAAACAGAGUGAAAAUGAUGAUGUUGAUGAUUUAGGUAUCGGUCAUCUAAGUAUUCAAGGUGGAGGAAGGUCCCGUUACGUUGGUACUAGUUUUUGGGGCUUCCUCAGUAGUGAAAUCAACGAACUAAAUCAAAUCCUUAAAACCCAUACCCACUUUGACAGAAUCGGGGAUCGAAAAGACUGUGAAGAGCACUUUAAAAACACACCAAAACCGCAACCCUCUCUAGCGCCCCCACAGCCACAGCCCCAACCAGAGUACAGGGCUGAGUGUCCGCAGGCAGUGUUAGCAAUGUUCAGUAAAGCCUCGUUUCUCCAAUUCGAGCCCCGCGAGAUUGAGGCUCGUGCCUGUGAAGUAGUCCCAGCAAUCCUCAAAUCUCUCCCAAAUAAGUCGUUUGCAAAUCAUCUAUACAAGUCAUUUCUGCAUGGGGUCCAUCCAGUUAUGCCUCUGUUACAUGCACCGACAUUUGAUGAGGAUUAUCAGCAUUUUUGGAAAUGGUAUCCAGACAACCAGCAUCAAUUCCCCGAUUCUAAGCUUACGGAGAACCCAACCUUUCUCCCGUUAUUGAUGGCCGUGCUGUAUGCUGGGGCUAUCUCAAUGUCGAGCAAGACGAUAAAUAGACUAACGGGAGGUGAAUGGACGAAAGAAACGCUUUCGUCCCGUCUCUAUGGUGCAACCAUGAGUGCGCUUGCCGCAUGCGCUUUUCCCCGCUCCCCAACCGUGUACUCUCUCAUUUCCUUCCUCAUAGUGCAGACUUGCCUUAUUCGUGAAGAAGAGCCGCUCACAUCUUGCUCCUUUGUUGGCAUGGCAAUGCGAGUUGCGCAGUCAAUGGGGCUCCAUCGUGAUGGUUCACUAUUUAAACUUUCAGAAGUCGAGUGCGAGGUCCGUCGGAGAGUCUGGUGGCACAUUAUGUAUCUCGAUGUUCAAGGCGCCAUCGCAACAGGUCUUCCGCCCCUUGGUGGGAGCGGUGAUGACCUUUACGAUACAAAGAUGGUAUCUGAGCUCAGAGAUGAAUACAUCGGGCUUGCUCCAGGUGCCCCAGACCCGGUCACACCAAUGACCCCUCAUAACUCGCGAUGCCAGGAAUUUCAUAAAGAAAAAAUUGAUAUACGCUCCUCGCCUGCCAUGAUAUUGGCAGUGGGCCGAUAUGAAUCGACGAUUCUUCUUCGGAAGAUCAUUACCCGCUUAUUUGCUAUACGAGGGAGUAAGAGAAGUGAUCUGAUGGAGAUGGGGAAGAUGAUAUAUGAACUUAAAAUGAAUCUGGAGAAGAAGAUAUCAAGAAUACCAGCGCGGGGAAUACCCGAAAUGGGAUUUAUCCCUCCCGUGGGUUCUAAAGGGGAGCCCGAAGUACCAAAUGAGGUGGAAAGAGCUGUCGUUUUCAACUCGUGGGCGAGGAUCAUGUUGAGUUUGUUGAGCGACAGGGCAUUUGGGGUACUUUAUCAACCGUUCCUAAAGAGCGCAAAAAGCAACCUGUGGAAGCAUGCCCGUAACUGUGCUCUCCACUUUUGUCACUCCUUCCUCCGCAAGUUCCUCCACCUCUCACGAACCCAACUCUUCCAGCCCUACCAAUGGUUCUGCCCUGGUACUUACCAACCCCUUCACGCAACAAUGAUCCUCAUCCUGGAUCUCCACGAGCGCCCUUUCGCCCCUGAGGCCCCAAAGUCCCGCGACUUUGUCGACGAAGUUUUCGCCGUCUUUGGCGAGCACGGGAACUACUCUACAGGCGACGGCGAGGGUGGUAACCGGCCACUAAUGGAGGGCGGCCGUGAAGCCUGGCGCAUGCUCUGGCGCCUCCGCAAAAAGGCCUACGAAAAAGCAGGAAUCAAAAUACCGCCGCCGGCACCACAAGAACAAUCCGGAACUACUAAGGACCCCGAUAUCAAACUCGGCGGGUACGGGUGCGGCAGCCAGCAGGAGUACUAUCCAAAUUUUCCACAGUUUGCGAUGGACCAUACUACGGCAGUCACACAACCGGCGCCGGUCCCGCCGACACCGCCGCCGUUUAUACCAGUCCAUGUGAGGCCGGUGACACCCCCGCCGCCAAACAUGGACGAUGUACCUGGUGGAGGCAGUUUUGAGGAGCUCCUGCAGAUGGAUACCAUCAUUGACGCUGAGGAUAAGGCAUUUUUCACGGAUGCUGUUGCGGCGCACUUUUUGCAGAAGCAGCAGUCGAGGGAUUUGGAGUUUGGUUUUGGGAUGCCGGAGGAGGAGGAGGAGGAGGAGGCGGCAGCACCACCGCCGGCAACAAGUCAGUUUAAUCCGCCUGCGGAGGGCGCCGGCCAGGACAUGAUGGAUUUUGAUUGGGAGGAGUGGGACCAGGUGUUUGGGAAGUAUGUCUCGGUGGAUGUGGGGGAUAUUUUGUAG
This is a messenger RNA of Morchella sextelata, 3252 nucleotides long. RefSeq lists its product as uncharacterized. NCBI's taxonomy places the organism in Eukaryota, Fungi, Ascomycota, Pezizomycetes, Pezizales, Morchellaceae. The coding region runs from base 1 to 3252 and encodes 1083 amino acids. Gene Ontology annotation, molecular function: DNA binding; zinc ion binding; DNA-binding transcription factor activity, RNA polymerase II-specific. The transcript has 3 exons. The record is from RefSeq and is a predicted model, not a curated record. Gene Ontology annotation, biological process: regulation of DNA-templated transcription; DNA-templated transcription.